Molecule: messenger RNA, 2746 nt
Organism: Eupeodes corollae
Lineage: Eukaryota; Metazoa; Arthropoda; Insecta; Diptera; Syrphidae
Gene: Plod
Product: procollagen-lysine,2-oxoglutarate 5-dioxygenase
Exons: 13
Coding region: 188-2368 (726 amino acids)
Biological process (GO): peptidyl-lysine hydroxylation
Cellular component (GO): endoplasmic reticulum
Molecular function (GO): L-ascorbic acid binding; procollagen-lysine 5-dioxygenase activity; iron ion binding
Source: RefSeq, a predicted model, not a curated record
UCUUGAGCUCGUUUCGCUAGGUUGUAGUUGUUCGUGGCUCGUUCCCGGCUUGGUUUUUUAAAGUGUUUUGUUUUUCCUUUUGUUUUAUCACAAUAAACAUGAGAAAUUAAAAUUUUGUAAUUUGAUAUUAAAAACCUUUUUGUAGAUAUCUUGUAUUUUAUAAAAAAUAGAAGUAAAUUAUUAAACCAUGGGAAAAAUCAAUAUCCAACUGAGUGUACUGUGCAUUUUUAUCAUUGCAACAAGUAAUCCAACUUGCUCCAAGGAAGCAAAAUCUGGUCUGGAAUCCAUCAAAGUGUUCACUGUUGCCACAGAGAGAAAUGAUGGGUAUCAUCGUUAUUUUCGAUCAGCAAAAAUCAACAACUUUGAGGUUACACCACUUGGAAUGGGUAUGGAAUGGAAAGGUGGAGACAUGAGUGGCCCAGGGGGUGGUUUUAAGAUUAAUCUUUUGAAAGAAGCUGUUGCUCCAUUCAAGGAUGACAACAAUACAAUCAUUAUGUUUACGGAUAGCUAUGAUGUAAUCUUCACGUCCACUUUAGACGAAAUUCAUAAGAAAUUUAAAGAAAUGGAUGCUAAAAUUGUAUUCUCCGCCGAAAAGUUUUGCUGGCCCGAUAAGAGUCUUGCAUCAGAAUACCCUACUGUUUCUUUAAAAGCAUCUCGUUUCCUGAACUCUGGAAUGUUUAUAGGUUACGCUCGCAAUAUCUAUGAAUUGAUUAAGCGCCCAAUCGAAGAUACCGACGAUGAUCAACUAUUCUACACAAAACAGUUUUUGAAUCCUGAUCUUAGAGAACACCUUGGCAUUAAAUUAGAUGUUGAAUCAAAGAUUUUUCAAAACUUGAAUGGUGCUAAGGACGAUGUUAAAUUGGAUGUGAAUGUUAAAACCGGAGCUGGUGUCUUGCAAAAUAUCGACUUCUUGACAACUCCAAGCGUUAUACAUGGCAAUGGACCAAGUAAAAUUGAAUUGAAUGCUUUUGGAAAUUACCUUGCGGGCACAUUCAACGAGAAAUGUAUAAUUUGCGAGGAAAAUAGACAGGAAUUAGAUCUGGAAAAACUGCCAAUUGUGACUGUAGCUCUUUUCGCCACCAAAGCAGUUCCAUUCUAUGAAGAAUUCUUGGAGAAAGUACUAAACUUGAAUUAUCCUAAAACUAAAAUCAAUCUUUUGAUUUACAGUGGUGUCGAAUUCCACAAUGAAUUGUCGAAAUCAUUCUAUGUGGCUCAUGAGAAGGAAUAUUUAACUGCGAAACUAAUUGUUUCCACCGAUGAGAUUGAUGAAAAGCAGGCCAGGAAAUUAGCCGUCAAUCAAGCAAAUCAGAAAGACAGUGAUUAUAUGUUUGUUGUUGACGCCGAGGUACAUCUUGACGAUCCUGGUCUACUAAAGCAUCUUAUGACAUACAACAGGAAUUUCAUGUCGGCAGUUAUCACUCGUGACAAUGAACUAUGGAGCAACUUUUGGGGAGCCAUAUCAGACGAUGGAUACUACGCCAGAUCACAUGAUUAUGUUGACAUUGUAAAAGGAAAUAUACUUGGCAUGUGGAACGUUCCUUACAUUUCAAGUUGUUAUCUUAUCAAGAAAGACAUUUUCAAGAAACUCAAUUUCGACCACAAAGUUUUGGAUGCAGAUAUGGCUCUGUGCGAAAAUUUGCGCAACGAGGGAGUCUUUAUGUACAUAAUCAAUGAUAGAGACUAUGCUCAUUUGGUGAACUGCGACAAUUUUGACACAACCGUUGCUCGUCCUGACUUUUACACAUUAUUUACAAACCAAAAAGAUUGGGAACAACGUUACAUUCACCCAGAAUACUAUGAGCAACUGAAACCAAACAGAACUCAUUUACAGCCAUGCCCCGAUGUCUUCUGGCUAAGAAUUGGAACAGAACGAUUCUGCCAAGAUUUGGUAGCUAUUGUGGAAAACUAUGGAAAAUGGUCUGAUGGUAGCAACAAGGAUGCUCGAUUGGAGGGAGGUUACGAAGCAGUACCAACUCGAGACAUCCACAUGAAACAGGUCGGUUUGGAUGGAGUGUGGCUUAAAUUUCUGGACCUAUUUGUGCGUCCAUUGCAAGAAUCUAUCUUCAUUGGAUACUUCCAUAACCCACCUCGCUCUUUGAUGAAUUUCGUCGUACGUUAUCGACCAGAUGAACAGCCUUCAUUGAGGCCACAUCAUGAUUCAUCAACAUAUACUAUUAAUAUUGCCUUAAAUCGUGCAGGAGUAGAUUACGAGGGUGGUGGAUGCAACUUCCUGAGAUAUAAUUGUUCUAUCACAGCAACGAAAAUGGGUUGGAUGCUUUUACAUCCAGGUCGUUUGACGCAUUUCCAUGAAGGCCUUAAAGUGACUAACGGCACUAGAUACAUUAUGAUAUCUUUCGUUGACCCAUAAGAUAAAUAUUCGUUUUAUUAGAAACAUAACUUGAUACUCGGAUAGUUUUAAGAAAAAAUCAAAUGAAAUUCGUAAUAAUAUUCGCUAUGCGCGUGUUCAUAAUGUAAGAAAAUCGUAGAUAUAAAAAGCCAACGAAAAAUUGUUAUAUAAAUAAAUUUCGAGCACGAAAUAAUCUGCAAUUAUAAUAAUUCAUAUUAUUUGCCAUUGAUUUCAUUCUUUAGUAAGCUAUAAGGUCACGAAUAGUAAAUCAAACUUUGACAUAUGUAUAACAAAACUUUUCGUUUUAAGAUAUAAACAAAAUAUUAUGUGAAUACGUUAGAAACAUUUUGUACUUUUCUAGAGAUAAGAAAACAAAAUAAAUCGAAAAAAUACUCUAAA